Molecule: messenger RNA, 3636 nt
Organism: Besnoitia besnoiti
Lineage: Eukaryota; Apicomplexa; Conoidasida; Eucoccidiorida; Sarcocystidae
Product: CorA family Mg2+ transporter protein
Exons: 7
Coding region: 1-3636 (1211 amino acids)
Biological process (GO): magnesium ion transport
Molecular function (GO): magnesium ion transmembrane transporter activity
Source: RefSeq, a predicted model, not a curated record
AUGCGGCUGUGCGGUGUUGCGAGGAAAGGCGUCUCGCUCUCCCGGGGGGCUUCCUUCUUGCGUGCGGAGGGAGAUAGCGGCCGCGGCUUCCUCGGCAAUGGACCAGCUUUCUCGAAGCCGGCCUUCGCCGCGCGCUCCUGCAGCGCCUGCGGCGCUUGUAGGCCUCAAGGAGCGACAGCAGAGGGCGACGAGGCGAUCGAAGGAUGCGAGAGGAGAGGACGCACAGAGACGCAGAGUGGCGAGGAAGGAACCUGCAGAGACGCGCUGACUUGGACCGCGAGGGGUGCCCGCAGAGGAUCGCUACGCACACGACCCCCAAGCUUUUCGCCCUCGCAUGCAGACUUGCCAACGUCGCCCUUCCUUUCUUCUGAACAUUCCGUGGGGCCUGCAAGUUUCGUCUCCUCAAAGCUAGGAGCGCGGGAGGCCGCUCCCUGGCGAGCGUGUCAGAGUUUUCCUCUUUCUCUGUCGCCUCACCCUCUUCGUUCCCUGUCCUCGAUUGCGCUCUCUGGUGCCUCGACUUCCUGUCGCACCGCCUCUUCAUCUGCCUCUGCAUCGCUGCUGCGCAAACAUCUCGUCUCCGCUUCGGCGCAGCUGUCCCCUGCGGCUCUGUCGCCCUUCUUCCCUGCCUCGCCUUGCUCGCCUGCGAACACAACUGUCCAGGGGCCGCGGCCUUGGCAGGACCGAGGGGCUCUUUCUGCGUCGAUUCGUUUGCAUCCUUCUGCCUCUUCUUCCUUUUCCUCUCUGUUCGGCGCCUCGGCGUCUUCGCUGUCUCAGGCGCAGACGCGGCAGCGAGGAGAGCGAGAAGACUGCAUUCAGCGGGGAGACACACUCCACGCCCUUCCCAGCCCCCUCUUUGAGACCUCGCGCAGACGACAAGAGAGUGAAGAAGCUAGCGGACCAAGGAACGGAGGCCUGCCCGCGGGGUUUCGCCCCGUGCCUCUCUCUCGAGCUCAGCUGCAGGUCUGCGUGAUCGAAGCCUCGGCGGAGUCGGCUUUUUCGUCGCCGUCCCCGUCGUCUCCUCUGAGCCGCUGCCGCGAGCCCAACGACCCAGGGUUCACCGGGUCCGCGGCGGACGCGCCGGGCUUUUCGCCCGCAGGCAAGAAGGCCUUCAGAUGCCACUACACGGCGCUGUCGCGUCACCAGCUUGCCACGGAUUUGCAGCUUCCCUACAGCGACAUUCGGCUGCUCGACGUGGUGCGAGUUCCGUCAGCACCCAAGCUCCCGCGGUCGCUCUCGGGGGGGCUGCCUGCCUUCCCUUCGCGCGCGGCCUUCGCGGGCGGCGGGGCCGCGGGCGGCGGAGCCGCGGGCGGACCUGACGAAGAGACUGUCUACGCGAGGGCGCGCCGCGAGGGCGCGACCGACCCGCACGGGGGCGACCGCGAGGAGGCCAGGGGCCGCGGCGUGUCGGGACUAUUUUCGUUUCUCUUCCCCGCCGCGAAAACGAAAAAACGCGACCGUCUGCGAAGCAGAGGCAGAGGGGACGACUUCGACCGAGACGAACAGGGACACGAGACGCCGAGGCAACGCGCAGACGCCCUCGCUUUCUUCCCGCCAGCUGGGCUGGAAGCCAUGAAGCUGCAGCACGCCAAAAUCCUCGUCCGGAGAACUGCCAUCCUUGUGCAAAUCGAAAACAUCGCCGCCGUGAUCACGCCCCGCCGUUUGAUUCUUCUCCACCCACACCCCACUGUCACGAGUGCGCUGCUUCAUCAGCUCACGUGCGGAGACGCGAGCCCUCACUCAACGGCGUCGCUCCUCGAGUGCGGCAGUUCGUCCUGCUCAGCGGAGGACGAGAGCGAAUCUCUCGAGAGCGAGACAGACACGCCGAAGAGAUCCGCAGAGGAACUUCACGCUUCUGCUGCCACGCCCGCUUCGCCUUCUUCGGCUCCAGAGUCCGCUUCCUCUCCUAAGGCCUUGGCCUCCGCAUCUUCUUCUCUAGACGCGGCAGAGGCGUCCUCCUUGCCUGCAGCCCCCUCUGGCGCCUCGCCUCCCUCUUCUCCCUCUUCUCGUCCUUCCUCGUCUUAUGCGCCUUUUUCUUCAUCUUCUGCUUUUCCGUCUUCGCAUGCAUCGUCUUCGUUUGCCGGAGCUUGGUCGGCGGGCGCGCCGCGGGAGCUUCCUUUCGAGCUGCGGGCGCUAGAGGCGCUUCUCGCCGUUGCUCUGGGCUCGCUGGACGCGUUGGCGACGGAAUAUGUGGACCGCGUGCGACACACGAUUGCCGCGCUCGAGCAAGAGUCCGCAGGUGUCUCGCGCGACGCGGGGCAAAGCAGCUCUAAUGCGUGGUCGCUGGCGACCGCGGAUGCGACGCUCUUUACGCUUCUGCAUUCGCCGUCGCUUCACCAACUCAUGGUGCUCAAGAACGUCCUGCAGGAUGUUGAGGCUCGAGUCGACGCCUUCCGCGUCUGUUUGUCGAAACUCCUGAGCGACGACGGAGACAUGGCGGACAUGUACCUAACGGACCGGCUCAUCUACACCAUCCCUCACGCCCGGGAGGAUCACGCGGACGUGGAGCUCGUCCUCGAGGGCUCUCUGCAGCAAGUCGACGCGCUUCUCUACGAUAUCCUGACGGCCAAGCGAUGCGUCAUCCACCACGAAGAACUCACGAAAAUGCGCCUCGACGUGUGCCGCAACGCGUACAUGCAGAUGAAUGUCAAGAUUUCUCUCUUCUCUCUGACGACCUCCGUGGCGGCGGUGAUUGCGGGCAUCUUCGGGAUGAACCUGCCUCUCUUUGAGCAAUCUGGCCCGCAGGAGCCGCCUUCGCAUCCCCCCUCCCCAGCACCUCCCAAGCGAGUCGUAGAAGAGGCCUCACGUCCGGCAGAAGACGCGCGGCUGGCGGAUGCGGGGUUUGUGCGCGCCUCUUCUGACUCGCAGAAUCUCAGCGCGGCCUCGCAGGCUGCCCUUUCCUCCUCGCCGCCUUCUCCGACGGGUUCCGGCAGCGAUGACGUGGGGCUGCGGUUGACCGGUCGCGCGCCUGCGUCGCGCUCAGCGCGCGAGAUGGCCGCUGAGGCGCGUGGGAGUUCCCAUGGAUCUUCGCCCGCUCCGCCAGCUGACUCGAGUUCUUCGCGGGCUUCGGGGCUGCCGGAUCGCCACGAAGAGAACACCCCGUCGUUUUCUGCGGCUUCCUCCGCCGCUCGGCACUACCUUUCGCUGGAGUUCGUCCACUCGCUGCUGAAGGAGAGGCGCGCGGCGGUUGACGGCGUGAGGGAGGAGCUUAUGGAGUGGCGGAAGGCGUUUUCGCUCUGGCUGUACGGCCACUCUUUUUUUCUCGUGUCCUGCUGUCUGAUCCUGCCGAUAUGUGUGUGCGGCUUUGUGUUUUGCAACCGCUUGGCGCGCAUCUUUGCGCUCCACGGCUGCCGCACCUCCGACGGGGGGGCGGCCUCUUCGCGGCGAAGCUCGCUGACGAAGAUGCGGAAGGCCCUCGCGUCUCUUUCGCGCGCGAGGGGCGACGCGAGCGCACUCGCGCCCUUCCCCAUCGCGCGAAAAUUCACUCAGAGGCCCCUGUUCCUGUUUCCUUCGCUCUUCUGCUUCAACCGACUGCCGCCGUCGCACGUCAUGCCUGGAGCCAAAACCCUCCCGCUGCCCCCCGAGGUCCGCGCGCAGCACACAAAAGAAGAGAGCAGAUACAGAACUCCCGAGGACUGA